Messenger RNA from Epinephelus fuscoguttatus (brown-marbled grouper), 5312 nucleotides. Its product is annotated as LON peptidase N-terminal domain and RING finger protein 3-like. NCBI's taxonomy places the organism in Eukaryota, Metazoa, Chordata, Actinopteri, Perciformes, Serranidae. The record is from RefSeq and is a predicted model, not a curated record. The transcript has 12 exons. Bases 161 to 2374 code for a protein of 737 amino acids. Gene Ontology annotation, molecular function: protein binding.
GCUGGGCCCAUUGAGAAUAAUAUGGGUGCUUCCUGACAUGAACGUGCAUCAGUGUGGUCAGUACUUCCCAGCAACGGAUGCAAACAUGAAUGGCAGUUGGGGUAUCGACCUGAUAUGCACCACAUAGGUGAGGAGACACACUUUGAGCAUACAGCUAGGCAUGGGGACGGAGAGUGAGAGUAUGCUGCAGCUUGCAGCGGAGGCUUUCCAGUCGAAAAACUUCGACCUAGCUGCGGAUAUCUACGAGUGCCAACUAGCGGGUCUCGGAGAUCCAGGCAGCCGGCAGGAGCUGAUGGUGAAGCGGGCUGACGCUCUCGCCUUCGGGGGCAAAUUCACGGAAGCUUUCAGUGUCUACAGACAAGCGUCGGAGAAAGAGCGACUCAGACCUGUUCACCUGGCCAACCUCAUAGAGUACCUGGCGGGUAGUAUCAGGAGGCAAGACCUGGGUGACAGUCAAACCAGGUGCCUGGGGAGAGGAGAGGAGGGAGAGGCUGCGGUGGCGGCUCGAUGCCCGGGAGUUGGUGCGACAGGUUUCGGGUACGAGGACUUCUCCUGCCGGAUAUGUCUGAGCUUUCUGUUCGAGCCUGUGACCCUGCCGUGCGGACACUGCUUCUGCAAGAAGUGUCUGGAGAGGGAGGUGAAGGAGCGGCAGGUGAUGUGUAAGGAGUGCAGGGACAGCUCCAGGGUAGCAGACGUCCAGAGUUACAGGGUCAAUGUGGUCCUCAGCAACCUGCUGGCCAAGUGGUUCCCCACCUGGAGCCAGGCAGGCCGGCUGAGGCGGGAGGGCAACGGACUGUACGCCGAGAAGAAGAUGGAAGCAGCGCUGGAGAAAUACAACCAAGCCAUACUGAUAGCACCCAUGGACCACAUACUGUUCAGUAAUCGCUCCCAGAUCCACUCCAGUUUGAGACGCUAUGACAAGGCUCUGAGAGAUGCUGAGAUGGCCUGCAGACUUAUGCCUCACUGGUCCAAGGGUCAUGUUCGUAAGGCCCAGGCCCUGGUGUCACUGGGCAGGACAGAGGAAGCUCUUAGGGAGUAUCUGGUCUGCCUGUCUCUGGAGCCUGACUGUAGACUGGCCAAGACUGAGGCCCACAAGCUUCUCAGUGAUCUCCUGGCUCCAGUUACAGAUCAGGUUCCUGAGCACAUCUCAGACUGCUCCAACACACUGUCUUCCAGAGCACACAUCAAGAGCAGCAUUAACACUCCCUCCCAGAUCUUUAGCACCAACUUGUUGUCAUCAGCGUCCAGUCUUGCGCCCGCUCCUCCUGCUCCAGAGGGCAGUGAGGUCAAAGGUCAGGGAAAGCCUGAGGUCAGGAGACUGGAUCACCGUUUUCUCCUCAAAAGGAAACGGUGGAGCAUGGAGGAGGAGGUGGAGGAGGGAGGACAGGAGAGUAGCAGCGAUCACAAGAAAGGCAAAGCUGAUCCAGCAGAGGCAACUAAUCCAUCGAGCUCUGCAGUUGGUGACGUCUUGGACCCCACAGAUCUGGAGUGUUCUCUUUGUAUGAGACUUUUUUAUGAGCCAGUGACGACACCGUGCGGUCACACCUUCUGUCUUCGGUGUCUGGAGAGAUGUCUGGACCACAACCCGAGGUGUCCACUCUGUAAAGAGGAGCUGUCUGAGUACCUGGUCCAGAGGCAGUAUUGUAAGACAGUGGUAAUGGAGAAGCUGAUAUCGAAGUAUCUUCCCUCUGAGCUCAUGGAAAGACAGAAAAUCCACCAGGAUGAGAUGGCUGAGCUCUCCAAUCUUAACAAGAAUGUGCCUAUAUUUGUGUGCACCAUGGCCUUCCCCACUGUGCCGUGCCCUCUCCAUAUCUUCGAGCCGUGCUACAGACUGAUGAUUCGCCGAUGCAUGGAGACGGGAACCAACUGCUUUGGCAUGUGUCUGGGAGAUAACCUUAAGGGGUUUGCAGACUACGGGUGCCUGUUGGAGAUCCGUGAUGUGAAGUUCUUUUCAGAUGGCCGUUCAGUUGUGGACACCAUCGGCAGACGGAGGUUUAAAGUCAUUCAGCACAGCGAGAGGGAUGGAUACAACACAGCUGAUAUAGAGUACCUGGAGGAUGUUAAGGUGGAGGGUCUGGAAGAGCGUGAGCUGCAGUCUCUGCAUGACAUAGUGUACGACCAGGCUCUGGUAUGGGUCAACUCCUUAAAGACAGAACAGAAGGAACGCAUUGAAGGACACUUUGGACCGAUGCCUCAGAAAGACUCUGCACUUCAGGACAGUCCUAACGGUCCCUCAUGGUGCUGGUGGCUGCUAGCUGUUCUUCCAUUAGAAGGCCGAGCCCAGCUGCCGUUUCUGGCCCUCACCUCUCUGAAAGAUCGCCUCAGCGGCAUCCGCAAGGUGCUGCUCCUCAUGGCCCACAACAGGCACCGGUGACAUCUUCUCCACCUGCCUGGAAAAUGCAGUAACCACCUGCCCCCCAUACGCACAGACACACAUCCUCCUCCAAAGCAGCAGUUGACCUGUUGUUCUUAAUUUUGAUGCACAAAGAACUGACAUUGAUGUUGUUGCACCUUCUUUGUUGUAGCCCCAUCCCAUUCACAAAAUAGUGAUGGACUCAUCUGCACAUCUACAGCAAACUUUAACUAAAAAAAAGCAGCAACAAAGAUGAGAGUAAGCUGAAUACAUAGAUAUCUUUGUUCAUAACAUUCUCUUCACACCAUACAGAAAACCAGCCGUGCAGACCUGCAGAUUGAAGCUAUGUUCAGACAGAAGGGACAUCUGAUUUCUUAUGACUGUCAUUACAAGCCACAUGUGACUAGAUUUGGUACAUUACAUCACCUUCUGUUAUAACAUUGGAUGUCACUGUAACAAUACUAAUGCGCACAUGCUAAGUAGCUACGUGUUUUUGUCUAACAUUUCCAGGUGUACAGCAACAAGCUUUUGUGCUGUUAUGUCUUCAAAUGUCCAGGUUCCACUGUUGCCUUUCUGGCCCUCCUCCAUGUUUAUAGUUCUUUGUUCUUCCUCAUGCUUACAUUUUGUUUGUGAAAACAAACUUUGCAGUCUGAUAUGAGUGAUUUUUCCCCAAAACAGGCUGAGCUGUCUGAACAUAGCUUUAAAACAAAGACAAAACAAUUUCCCCAGAUCAGACAUACAAAUUCAUUUAUGGCAAGUACCAUUGAUUCAACCAAUCAGUGUCCACUUGCUGUAUGUCUCUAAAUGUACAUAGAAAUUCUGCAAGAGACCAAACAAUUUGCCUUUUGUGUGGUUGCACUCACUACUGUUGAGUGAAUAGUAAUAAUAAUAAUAAUAAUACUGAUUAGAUAUGAUUAAUUUGUAUGCCCAUUACUAAAUGUAGACAGAAACAGAUAAACCUAUAUGUUUACUAUUCUGCCAUCUUUAUUAUAACUUCAAUAACAAUCAUUUUUUGGCUGCUAUUCUGUCUUCCUGUCCUCCUUGCUUCCUUCAUUGCUGUCCCUGUCUGACACUAUGCACAUUAUGCUGCAUGAAUAACAAUGUACUGAACUUUUUCAUUGCUUGUUCUUGUGUUUCAUUCAUCCAUGUUUUUUAUUUGUUGGAAUAUUUUUUUCACUAUUUAUUUUGUCGUUAUUUAUGCAUGCCGUGACAUUGUUUACAUUUUACAGAAAGAGAUGCUGAGCUGCUCACUUUCCAAAGGCUUUUUGUUUAAACUUAACCCUUGACCCAAACGUCAGUAAUAAUAUUCUGUAAUGUUGUAGGGUAUUAUUACUGUUAUACAACUAUUUACACAAUCAGCAGGGGGUAAAGAGUUGGGGCCAACAUAGCUGCCACUGAAAACUAGCCAGGACAAACUCUAGAAAUUUGAGUUGAGGGCAGAUUCUCUUCCAGACCACAUAUUUUUAGAAUGCCGGUGACCCAAAUCAGUGUAGUAUUUGUAUUGGCCUGUGUCAAUCUGAGCUAUGUUGACUUUAACAUAUUUGGAUUCCCCCUCUGUCAGCAGCCUCUCUAUAGCAGAGGUACUUGUAAUAAUUACAGGCUUUAAGAGAGCCUGGCAAGCAAUACCUGGAUUUCUGAUACCAUUAUGUCCUAAGUAUAUUUAUUCAGUAUUUAUUCAGACUUGUGUUGCACUUCCACUUUAAGUAAGGGAAAGAAACAGAGCAGACAGGCCUCAGGAUGUGCAUUUCCACUAUUGCUAGUGUCAGAAUACUUAACUAUUUGUAUUACCACAGAAUAAACUCAAAUCCUCUAAUGACUUAAUCAGUAAACAGUCCCUAAAUGAAAGCCUGUCUGCACUGUCUAGUAGUCCAACGCUAUUGCUACAGAUCUCCUUUCAUAUGGGUUUGAUUGAUGUAUGCUAAAGGCUGGUGCCUUCUGUCCACAGAAUAACAUGGUGUGGAACAAUUUCACAUUAGGUAGUGCAUACUAGGCCCAUUUUAAGGUUAAUCUCCCUUCUUUUGCAAAUUUUAGUUCAGAAAAUGAUUUUCAUGGAAAGAAAAUUUGUAUAUAUUGAUUUGGAGAAUUCCCACAAAUAUAUUUCUGAGAAAAUGGUGUUGUUAGAAAAAUAUUGAGGCCUUGCUGAUGUCUGUGACAUGACUGUUUUUACAUGGCAAGAGCUAAAUCUCUGAAAAAUGCUGAAAAAAAGCUUUGCCUUUAAAAUGUUUUUAUUUUAUAUACGCAUGUUUGAUUUUACAUGUUUCUAUGUCAGUCACGUUCUUUGUAUUUUAUUAUUUUCUUCACCUUAGUCGUGUGUUUAUUUUGUCUGUAUUUCACCUGUAAUAGUACAGGGAGUGUCACGUUAAAUCAUCCACAUUUAUUAUUUUCUGUUGAAGGUUAAUGCUAUAAUAUCGAGAAAGUGAAUACCACAAUCUUUUGAUAUUUUCCCCACAAUAAUUUGGUGAUACUUUAUUGUCAGGUGGUUGCAAUAUGACACAGAAUGUAACAGCAGUACUAUAGAAAGUACUAUAUAAACUAUAUAAUCCAUUGUGUAAUGAUCCAAGUGUUAAAUUAUAUUAGAAGAUUUCUGUCUAAAGAGGCAUGUACUAUUGAACAAGUGCUGAGAAAAUAAGAUUAACUGGUUUCAGCUAUCUCUCCAAAAUGUAUAAAACAAUAACCUUUGUAAUGUUUGCUAAUAUUGUAGCUGGUGCCCACUGAAAAGCUAUGUUGCUCAAACUGGGCAGGAAAUGGAAAAGCCAUUAGUCAGAUAUAACCACACCUCCAGUAUAAAAGCAUAUCUCAGAGAUAUUUCAAAUUCAGAGACGCAUGUAUUUCCUUAUAGAUGUGACGAGGUAGAGGUAAAGGGAAAAGCCACCGAAAAGAAAGUCACAUAUGCUAUUUUAUUUUUUACAAUUUGUAAGCAUGAGUAUAAGUAAAAAAAAAAAUAUUUAAACUCCCUCAA